UUUUAUUGUUUUCUGUUUGUUAAAAUUUUUCUUGCUAUUAAAAAUGCCUUUAAUAUUGAUGGUUGGUUUACCGAGUAGUGGUAAAACGACGAGAGCUCGUGAAAUUCAAAAAUUUUUUACGGAGCAACAGCACAGAGAAGUUAUCUUAAUAUCGGAUAACGAAAUUAUAUCAAAUAUGAAUAUAGACAAGAAUGUUUUGUAUUUAGAAAUGAAGAAAGAAAAAGAUCUCCGGUCAAAAUUGCAUUCUGAUGCCUUAAAGAGUUUAACAAAAGAAAAUGUUGUAAUAUUGGAUUCUGGAAAUUUUAUUAAAGGAUUUAGAUAUGAAUUGUAUUGUUCUUCUAAAAGUUUGAGUACACCAAAGUGCUUAGUUGUGUGUGAUAUUUCAACUGAAAAAGCUUGGGAGCUAAAUGAAAACAGAACUGAACAAGAAAAAUAUGUAAGGAAAACAUUUAAUGAUCUUGUUAUGAGAUAUGAAGAACCAAAUCAUUCAAAUAGAUGGGAUUCGCCAUUGAUAAAUUUACAAUUGGAUGACACUUUGCCUGCCGAAGAAAUCCGAAAAGCAAUUUUUGAAGUCGCUGCUCCUGUACCAAAUCAAUCGACAAUAAAUGCGCCAUUAAAUUCAAGUUCAUAUUUGUAUGAUUUAGAUCAAAAAACACAAGAAGUAAUUAACUCAAUUAUACAGUUGAAGAAACAAGGCGUGGAAGGAGAGAAUAUUGAAUUAGUCGAUUAUGAAGGGAAAUAUCUGAACAAAUUGGAUAAGAGUAUCUCAUUAGUGCAGCUUGCAAAGUCUAGGAAACAGUUUUUAUCGUAUGCCAAAAGCCACGUUUCAAUUACAAAUGACCAAACAAAUAUUGUUAAUAUGUUUAUACAGUUCCUGAAUAAGUCUGUUACUUGUUGAAAAAAAUUAUUAUUAUUAUUUAUUUAUUCAUUGGAGUAGGUAAGACCAUAGGAUUACAGAAUUAUGAUGACAUAUUAGCAUUUUGUUUUAUAUUUGCCUCCUCACUGUGAGGAGCAUGGCAUGCACAAAAUGUAUUCCAAUAGAAUGGAUGGAUAUAUGUGAGGACGAUUUGGGACCAAGUAAUGUAGGUUGAUAUUCACCACUUAAAGUUUUACUAUGGUGUUUCACCCAGAAUUUUAAAUAUUGAAUUGACAACUGCAUUAACUAAUUUGUUUCACUUCUCUGACCUUAUAGUAAAUAACCUAAAAUAACUGCUUUGCAAUUUAUUUAAAAUUGAAUAUGUUCAUCCUAACACCUAUUUUACAUUACAUUAUAUCAUUGAUUUUAAUAAAUUAGUGUUCAGUAUUUUAGUACUAAACUAUUUAUUAUCAAUGGUUAUAUUUGAUUGUUUGUAUUGUUAAUAAAUAAUAAUUCUAUAAACUACAUAUUUUUUUAUUCCAUUUGUACUAAAGUCGUAUACAUUUGUGAGUUAUAAAUGUAUAAGUUUAUUAUUUGUUAAUAUUAUUUAUUAUUUUACAAAUAGGUACUUGGAAUAUUUUUGCAGAUACUCCAGUGUAUAUUAUUAAAUUACAUAGACAAUUAUUAUGAUUUUAUGAAUAUUAAUUGACAAUUAUUAUGAUAUAUAAGAAUCUAUUAACUGUUAAUUUUAAAUGCUUAUAAUAUAGGUAAUUAAUCAAAUUUCAUGUCAAGUGUUAACUGACUAGGUACUUUUAUAAACAUUAUUUCCGAAUGUAUUGUAUUUAAUUUCAUCACACAAUCCUGUCCAGUAAAUGAAAAAUCUGAAUCUCGUAGCAAGUUGUG
Messenger RNA from Metopolophium dirhodum (rose-grain aphid), 1759 nucleotides. RefSeq names its product protein KTI12 homolog. NCBI's taxonomy places the organism in Eukaryota, Metazoa, Arthropoda, Insecta, Hemiptera, Aphididae. The transcript has 7 exons. The coding region runs from base 44 to 898 and encodes 284 amino acids. The record is from RefSeq and is a predicted model, not a curated record.